Fulvia fulva is the source of this 885-nucleotide messenger RNA. RefSeq lists its product as uncharacterized. Lineage: Eukaryota; Fungi; Ascomycota; Dothideomycetes; Mycosphaerellales; Mycosphaerellaceae. The coding region runs from base 1 to 885 and encodes 294 amino acids. The transcript has 3 exons. The record is from RefSeq and is a predicted model, not a curated record.
AUGGCAACACCUCCCGAACAACCAUGGUCCUCCCACGAGAAGAACUACCUGCUGGCCGAAAUCAUCAAGGCAGCACAUCCUCCGCCCGAUGUGUUACUCAACCUGUUACGGAGUAUGAACAUACAGCCUCGAUGGGACGAGAUUCCACUACCACCAGGUCGUUCGCUAAAUUCUUGCCGCUACGCCUUCGAUGAAUUGCGGAGAUCCCUGUCAAUGCAGCAACAGAUCGCGGCGCCGAACAUAUCCACGCCACUGUCGGCGCCGGUCUCACUCAAGAGACCUUUCCAAUAUGAGGGACCAUACUCUGCUGGUCCCAGUGGCCGCGAGAUACGACCCAAGCCAUCGCUCGCCCUACCAACGUACUCUCAACCUUCUCCCACAGAGCCGCCUCCGAAACGAAAGCGUGGUCGACCUACCAAAGCAGAGGCGCAGGCAAAGGCAGAGGCGGCUGCUGCGCUUAGUGGUGGCGAUCCAGGUCCGUUGUCUGCAACAACAGCUUCUCGGCCAUCGACAUCGACGUCUACACCUGCGCCCAUGGCAGUCACAAUCACAUCUGCACCAACAGCAGAAGCAAAGUUGCCGCCUGCCACACGCAUGCCAAUUGCUGCCAUGCUCACACCCUCUGCAGGCGAACCGAAAAGCGCAAGUCAUUCCAGCUCGUCAUCUGGCAAAAGACGGCACGCGAGAUCGACCAAAGACGAGCCAGAAGGCAGUCCGACCGCACGCGCUGGUACUGGGUACGAUUCACCCUAUGUGCGAGCAGCAGGCACCACUGAGGAUAGUCCGGCAAGGACUGCGGUGUUGCGACACCGUCCUGGGGAUUUGACGAACCCUCCACGAUUCGCCCCGUCCGAAACAGCGGCUGAAGCUAACAGAGAAGCAUAA